UCUUUACCGGAGCGCGCGAGAACGGGAUUUUAGAAAGAAACAAAUUUCUGACAUAGAUUUUUCUGGAUUUCACUUGGCCACAUACGAUUUUAUAAGCAUGUUUUGAAUAAAUAAUAAAUAUUAAUCUUUGAUAAAAAAUAAAAUAAAAAGUGAAUCUGAAUGUUGGAAAAAACGGAAAAUUAUCUUGUGGCCCAGAAAUCUUAUCUAGUAAAGAUCAAUGAUCCUGAAAACUAGCUCUCGAUAUGGUUUUAAUGUUGAAAAUCAGACAUGCCUUUUCGCUUUUUAUACAUAUGACUACACUUCUAAAAGUUUUAAGAUCAGAAAUUUUAGAAUUUGACACCGUUUUGCCUCCGAAUCCACAAGACUAUGAUAAUCUUCAACCGCCAAAAGAAAAAGGAGAAGCGACGGUUGUCAGAUUUCACGUCACAGUUUUAAGUUUAGACACAAUUGAUGAAGGAUCAAUGACUUAUGUGGCGGACAUUUUUAUGUCCCAGAGUUGGAAAGACUACCGGCUCCGUUUACCGGAAAACAUGACCAUGAAAUAUCGUCUGCUUCCCAUCAGCUGGCUCAAGCGGAUGUGGAGACCAGAUUCCUUUUUCAAGAAUGCCAAAAGGGUCACUUUCCAAGAGAUGACGGUGCCUAAUCACUAUAUUUGGCUGUACAGCGACAAGACCAUCCUCUACAUGGUCAAGUUAACGUUGCUACUGUCCUGCUCCAUGAAAUUCGAGGCCUACCCCCAUGACACGCAGAUAUGCAUGCUGAAAAUAGAAAGCUUAUCCUAUACAACAGAUGACUUGCUCUUUGACUGGGAACAAGAAGUGCCUCUAGUUGUGGACGAAGACAUUGAAUUACCUCAGCACAAUUUGGUCGACACAUCACUAGGAGACUGUACUAAAGUAUAUUCUACGGGAAAUUUCACCUGUAUCCAAGUCGUGUUCACUUUGAAACGCCGCCUAGGUUACUACAUGUUCCAUACCUACAUCCCCACCUGUCUCAUUGUCAUCAUGUCUUGGAUUUCAUUCUGGAUCAAACCUGAAGCCGUGCCAGCUCGAGUCACUCUGUGCGUCACCUCUCUGCUCACUCUGUCCACGCAGCACGCCCAGUCCCAGAAGUCCCUACCCCCCGUCUCCUACAUCAAGGCCAUCGACAUCUUCAUGUCCUCGUGUACCGUCUUCGUGUUUGCCUCCCUCAUGGAGUAUGCCAUGGUGAACAUUUUGCUGGGAGAGGGUAUCGACGAGUCCCUGGACGAGGAUGGCAACAGGAGGACCAGCAUCAAAAAGUCCUCCAUCGGAAAGAGUGUGGCACCGAGUGUGAUCAUGGUGUCUUCACUUCAGGAUGGAAUUUCCCCAAUGCCCAACGGCCGCCCGAUCCUCUCUUCUUCCUUUUAUCUUCGUAGCCGCCACCGUCGUAGGGCGAUUCUAGUGGACAAAUGUUCCAGGGUCAUCUUCCCCUUAUCUUUCAUCAUUCUCAACUCUGCCUAUUGGUCAGUUUAUUUGGAAGUGAUCUGAACUCUAUGGCCCUCGGCAAAAAUUGCAACCCGCCAUGGAAAAAACAAAAGAAACUGACCGAAACAGACAAUGAUGCUGUGACUGGACGAAGACAGCAAUGUUUUAUACAUUGCAAACCAUUCAUAUUGUGAUUUCAAACAGUUUAUACUGUAUUAUGAAGAGUAAUAAUUGGGAGAAAAACUAUAUAAAUACUCCGCUCACCAAUUUUAAUGGCUGCCAUGGAGAUAUUUAUCAUGUCACUUUUGAAAUCCUUAUGUUUUGACAGGAAUUAAAAACAUAUUACUGACACUUUUAUUACUUUCUAAGACAGUGGACACAACAGAUGGUGUAAUUAACAGAUGAUGGAAUAAAUAAAAUGCAGUGCUGCGCUUUCUACACUAUUCCAGAAGCAAGUUAAUUUAUUGAAAAUUGCUCUGAUGAGGUACAUUCUCUUGAUGCUGAUUUAAUAAAUACAUAAAAACUCCAAAAAAAUUUUGUAUUUAUUCAAAACUUCAUAAAAAUGGAUAAGUGAUUUUUUUUUUAAUUUUUUGUCUCCGGUGCUUAUUUUGAAAAUUCAUUUAUUUAUUUAUUUUUAUCUCAGGGCUAUAUUUUGUGAUUCGACUCACAUGCAUAAUGGAAUAUUGAUGUUCAGUGUGAUUAUUAUGAUAAGAUAUAUUAUAUAGAUAUAUUAUUAUCAGCAAGUAGCAGUAACAUUCCAUGCUUUAUAGUUUAAAUAUAUUAGCUUUUGGGGAACUUGAACGAAUGAAAGUGUAUACCUAACUAUUCUUCAAGCUCUAAUAAACUGACAAUUUUAUAAACAAAAACGAAUUUAUUGAUUAUUUUCAACCGUCAAGAUAUAAGCUAUCCAAAGCAGCAUAUGGACAAUAACUAUCUCUUGUUUCCAAAAUCUGAGUGUUUACAUGAGGAAACAGUAUGAACGAUAAAGCACAAGAUGAAAUUAUCUUAGAAGCUAAAUAAAAAUUAGAUAAGUUAUAGAUACUCUGUACUUACUGUUUAACUUGGUUUGAUGAAGUGAUCAGUGUAUAACUUCUCUUCAUGCUCAACGGAAUUUGCAAUUAAAAAAACAUAAGAAAACUUUUUGAUUAUUUUCUUUUGCAAAAUAUGUUUAGCCUAUGCGAGACUAUGAACUCGUGUCUUCUGAAUCCGAAUAUCUACUAAAGAAAAGUGCAUGAAAAUUGCAGUAAAUGGAGAAACUCUUUUAGAUGCUAAAUAAUAACUAUUGACCUUUUGAAGUUAAUCUAUACUUAUCUUGAUUUGAUGAAGUAAGCAACACAUUACUCCUCUCCAUGUUCUAUUGAAGUGACAGUUUUCAAAAAAUAAAAGAAUUUAUUGACUAUUUUCUUCUGCAAAAAAAAAAAAAAUCUUUAGCUUAUGAUAAACUGUGAAUGGGAUAAAGUAACAAACUCUUGUCUUCUGAAACCGAAGGUGUAUAAAAGAAAGCUACAUGAACAUUACAAUGCAGGGAGAAACUAUUUUAGAUGAUAAAUCAGAACUAUUAAUCUUUUACAGAGUCUCCAUACUCUCUAUUUACAGUGAUAAACAUAUAUAUAUAUAUAUAUUUACUAUUGAA
Messenger RNA from Argiope bruennichi, 3078 nucleotides. RefSeq names its product glycine receptor subunit alpha-2-like. Lineage: Eukaryota; Metazoa; Arthropoda; Arachnida; Araneae; Araneidae. Gene Ontology annotation, molecular function: neurotransmitter receptor activity; extracellular ligand-gated monoatomic ion channel activity; transmembrane signaling receptor activity. Gene Ontology annotation, biological process: nervous system process; signal transduction; chemical synaptic transmission. The coding region runs from base 243 to 1508 and encodes 421 amino acids. Gene Ontology annotation, cellular component: membrane; neuron projection; synapse. The record is from RefSeq and is a predicted model, not a curated record. The transcript has 9 exons.